AUGGCUCUGCUGCUGUGCAUCAGCGAAAGCUUCCUCACUGUGAAAGGUGCAGCUCUCUUCCUGCCACGGGGAAAUGGGUCGUCUACUCCCAGGAUCAGUCACAGGCGCAACAAGCAUGCAGGGGAUCUCCAGCAACACCUGCAGGCCAUGUUCAUACUGCUCCGCCCAGAAGACAACAUCAGACUGGCUGUAAGACUGGAAAGUACCUACCAGAACCGCACUAGAUACAUGGUGGUAGUGUCCACCAACGGCAGACAAGACACUGAAGAGAGCAUUGUCCUGGGAAUGGAUUUCUCUUCCAAUGACAGUAGCACUUGUACAAUGGGCUUGGUGCUGCCGCUGUGGAGUGACACCUUGAUCCACCUGGACGGGGAUGGAGGGUUCAGUGUAUCAACAGAUAACAGGGUUCAUAUAUUCAAGCCAGUGUCUGUACAGGCAAUGUGGUCUGCUCUGCAGAGUUUACAUAAGGCUUGUGAGGUGGCACGACUCAACAAUUACUACCCAGGGAGCCUCUUCCUCACGUGGGUCAGUUACUAUGAGAGCCAUAUCAACUCCGACCAGUUGUCAGUAAAUGAGUGGAAUGCAAUGCAAGAUGUCCAGUCCCACCGGCCCGACUCGCCCGCCCUCUUCACAGAUGUCCCAACUGAGCGGGAACGCACAGAACGGCUAAUUAAGACCAAGUUAAGGGAGAUCAUGAUGCAGAAAGAUUUGGAGAACAUCACAUCAAAAGAGAUACGGACCGAGCUGGAGAUGCAGAUGGUCUGUAACCUGCGGGAGUUCAAGGAGUUCAUUGACAAUGAAAUGAUAGUGAUCCUUGGGCAGAUGGACAGCCCCACACAGAUAUUUGAUCAUGUCUUUUUGGGCUCGGAAUGGAACGCCUCCAAUUUGGAAGACUUGCAGAACAGAGGGGUGCGGUAUAUUUUGAAUGUGACUCGAGAAAUAGAUAACUUCUUCCCUGGACUCUUCGAAUACCACAAUAUUCGGGUAUAUGAUGAAGAAGCAACAGAUCUUCUGGCUUACUGGAAUGACACAUACAAAUUCAUCUCCAAGGCAAAGAAAAAUGGUUCUAAGUGCCUGGUGCACUGCAAGAUGGGAGUGAGCCGCUCGGCAUCCACGGUGAUCGCCUACGCCAUGAAGGAGUACGGCUGGAACCUGGACAGGGCCUACAACUACGUGAAGGAACGGCGCACCGUCACCAAGCCCAACCCCAGCUUUAUGCGGCAGUUGGAGGAAUACCAAGGGAUCCUGCUAGCCAGCAAACAGCGACAUAAUAAACUGUGGCGCUCACAUUCAGACAGUGACCUCUCGGACCAUCAUGAGCCCAUCUGCAAGUCCGGACUGGAGCUGAACAAAAAGGAGAUCACCACCUCAGCUGACCAGAUCUCAGAGGCGAAAACCAAUGACAACCAGCAACCAAUGUCUCCCAUCUACUCAACUGAGCUAGACAGGGAGCAGCAGCUCCCAGAGGAUGCAAACAUGAUCGAAGAGAUGUGUGUGAAGGAGAGAAGGAUCCACCUGGAGUUUACAUGUCAAGACUUCCACGCUGAGCAGAUGGAGGACAAGCUAAACCUGAACAAUAUCAAUAGCUGUACGACAGGAUGUUGUGUAGACUCUGUCCCCCCUGAUAACUGCCACGCUUCUGAGGCCUUAAUGCAACUCCAGCACUCCUUGGAAAUAACAGAGUUUCCUGAUUUGGCAGUGGACGAUCUAGAAAAAGAUGCCCUUAAGCCUGAUAUGAACGUGCACUUGGUUCCCAUGGAAGAAUUCACUUCGUGCUUAAAAGACUUUCCCCAGUCUCCAAACCAAAAUUCCCCGAGCCUCCAACAGAAUCCCCAGCCAGAAGUGACAGACCUCAGUACAGACAGGAUUGAUUUCUUCAGUGCUCUGGAGAAAUUUGUGGAGCUUUCCCAGGAGAGCCGGUCGCGCACCUGCUCCCAUUCCAGGACAGAGGAGCAAGGGAGUGGAAGGAACGGGGUCUCCAGGGUGCCUGUGCUGGAAGUGCCACCUGCUGCAGAUGGGAGUGCAGAUGCUCAAAGAAACAGCUCUGGAAACUCUCCUCAGGCAUCAGAUGAUUCUUCCACAGAUGAAGAACAACAAAAGGAGAUCUCUGAGCUGCCUAGUGCAGGCCACCUCACAAGAUCUCACUCAGAAAAUGCCAUUUCUGUGAAGGAAAUUAUCACCGAGAUUGAGUCAAUCAACCAGGGAGCAGGACCUGCCCAGCAGAAAGAGAGUUCAGCCAACCUCACCCAGACACCAAAGAGGAACACGGUGCAUGACCUGCCAGUGGAGGCCAUUUGGGCAUCAGAAAAGGGGGAACAGAGCGAAGGAGCCUGUGCUGGACACCAGGAAAAGGAGAAGGACCCUCUGCAAGCUGAGCAAGAACCUGCCCCCCCCCUGCAACCAUCUUCUGGUAAAUCAGACCUGGAGAAAAGCAGCCCUGGCGGGGAGCAGCAAGAGCCUCGCAGCUCCAUCAACCCUGAACCCAAGUGGUGCCCCGGCUCUGUCCGACGAGCCACCCUGGAGUUCGAGGAGCGCUUGAGACAGGAGCAGGAGCACCAGCACACGUCCCCGGUCUGCGUCUUACCCACCCGCAAGAACUCCAGGAACGACUCUCCUGCUGCCGAGCUCCUGCCUCGGGGGAAGAGCGAGGAGCCGCCCCUGGAGCUGGCUCCGGAGGGUGACAAGGCACAGGGAGCAGGUGCUGAGGAGCUGCUGCUGCCUCCCGAGGAAGAGCUGCCUGCAGACAGACACCUGCCUGCACCCCUUGCCUCCCCUGCGCAGGAGUCCCUGCCUGCAGAGCCCAGCCUGCGGCAGGAGGGAACAGCUCAAGAGCACAGGACAGUGGUCUCAUUUGAUGGGAUGGAGGAGCCAUCUCUGCCCUCCCUCCUCCCGAAAAGAGUUGAAAUCAUUGAAUACGCUCCCACGGCCAAGUCUGCAGAGCGCCCCGACGCAAGCUGUGAGCAGGGCGGGCUGGCCGCCGCCAUCCCGUCUUUAGAUGAAAACUUGAACCCUUCAUUGUGCUCAGAGAAGGCCCCAACCUGCCUCAGAACUCUGACGCUGGUAAACCUCUCGCUGCCGGAGCACGCGGUACACAAGCAGGCCGCCUUCACUGUGGGCAGCCCCAGCGAGGAAGGUGGGGGGUUAUCUCUUCACCUUGGUGCUGCGUCUCCCUCUACACCUUCGGCCAGCCUAGAUCGCUCUCCUUACCCCUACAUAAUUCACCUGGAAGGCGUCACUGAGCAGAGCACGGGUACAGACGAUGAGCCGCUCACGCCCUGUGGCACUGAGGGAGACGCCGCUCUCCCACCCAGGGACAGACCCAAAUCCCUCUGCAGGGCGGGGACCGGCACCUCGAGGCAGCUGAGCCACGAGGACUUGAGCAGCCAACGUGCCGAAAACAUGGACCUUCUGGACAUCUCCUUCCUGUGUUACAGCCUCCCCCGCAGCUCCAGCAGCCACAACGUGGAGGAGCGCAGCAACAGCCCCGGGCUGGUCAAGCAAAGAGCAAAAGAAAUAGAGGCUCGGAUCCGGCACGCGGGGCUCACCAUGCCCUCCCCCAUGAAACGCUCGGCCUCCUUGGCCAAACUGAACUGCCUGGGCCUCUCCAAGGACGACUUAUCCGAGAGGCAGUCGGCCUCUGCCGAUGCCAACCCUGUGCUUCUCACCUGUGUUGCUCUCAGUCGAGGCUUUUGCGGGGGGAGGUUGGAGAGGGGCUCAGAAAGCGCGUGUGGAAAGCAUCGCCUUUCCUCCCCGGAGCCCGCUAAGCAUUUUGUGGAACAGCUCAGAACAGCCGAGUGCAUUGCCCAGAGCAAGCCGGUGGAGAGGCCGCUAGCUCAGUACGCCAAAGAGUGUGGCUCCAGCCAGCAGAGUUUGUUUUCCAGCACGGAUCCAACGUGGACUAGCUCCGAGGAGGGUCCUCCACUGCUUCAGGUGCAGGUCCUGGACUCCUUGUCUCCAACUCGAGGUCUGGCUGUCGCACCCCGGCAGCAGCACGGGAGAACUCAUCCUCUGAGGAAGCUCAAAAAGACCAAUGAUAAAAAGCGAACAACCAAUCCCCUCUAUAAUACAAUGUGAUCCUGAGCCCUCGGCUGUGGUUUCUUACCGAGAACCCGUGGUGUUGCGUUCACGUAAGGGGCAGGUGUAAUAUAAGGAACAUGCACUUUAUUGGUUAAUUUUAUAUAUAUAUUGUCAUUUUACUGUUCCUGGCGCAUGUAGGUGUGGGUUGGUUCUUCUGUGUGUGACUCUGACUGCAGGACUGUUUGGGUUUUUUUAAGUUUUUUAACUCAGAUAACCUCAAAUGUUCUUUUUUUGUUGUUGUUAGUUUGUUUUAAAAGAACACCUUUAACAUGCGAAAAUUUGAUGUUGGCUUGCUUUGGCAAGGUGGAGUUUUGCUUAGAACCAGAUCCUAGUUCCUAACUUGAAUUUUCCCCAUGCCUUGAAAUGGUGCUGGGCAGUUGUUGGGGUGAGAGCCCCCAUAAAUGUGAAGGCUGUGCCAAGGUCCCUUUGGCCUUUCUUUGGUUUCUAUAAACUGGAACUCCACGAUGCUGGCAGAUCACUCACAAAGCUGCUUCAGGACAAACCCCCAGGCUCUGUUCAGCUGGUGCAUCCCCAAAAGGAGCACACAGGGGUGAAUCCUCCUGACGGAUGGGCUCUGAGAACCCGGGGCAGCCUGGCACCGAGCUCAGCGCUCGCCUCCUGCUGUGGGUCGUGCAGAGCCCCCCCGUUUUGUGGUGAGGUGGAGCAGAACUCCUCCACAAAACUGCCAAGCUCACCUCUCCUUGGCUGUCCCAGACCUGCGGGUGAGAGGAGGAGAGCCCCCAAGCCAGUGUGUUCUUUUAAAACAAACGCCUCGUUAGGGUUUUAACCCUCCCAUUACUUGAAUACUGCUGUGGGCCUUCCAAGUUCAUGGCCAUAUCAUCUGUCCUCGGCCCUCCUGCUGCCUCUCCUCUGCCUGAAAGCUGUUCUUGUCUCGUGCUGCCUGAGUUUUCCUCUUUUCUUUGCCACACUCACAGGCACUUCUGGUCGCUCCCAAACCUAGAGGUUGAUUGUUACACGACAUAUUGCCCCUACUGAAUGCAAAGCUUUGUCCUCUCUGCUGUCACUCCUAACACUCAACCCAGAGGGAAGGUCUUUUCUGGAAGUUUUUUUUCUUUUUUUCUUUUUUUUUUUUUUUCCCUAAAUUGUAUAUAUGGUAUUUAUAUAGAUUUUUUUUUUUGUCAUUUCUAUGGGUUUUUUUUAAAAAAAAGGGCAAGACUGAAUUCUGUAAACUGGAAAACAAAACCACCUUACUCAAACUCAGUGCUGUUCAUUGUAAUCUGCACAGAAAUGGGAGUGGAUUUGAUGUUGUAAGCUGUCUUCCCUUUCUAAAAGUGAGCCUUGAUGCCAGCCUUUGCCAAACGUGUCCCUUCUCCAGUCCUGCGUGAACCCCCAUUACCCCACUGCGGGAAGAGCACUGCAGCUCUGUCUGUCUCCCUCCCGCUUGAAGCUGGGUUUCAGAAGUGCCAGCUGGACAUGGGAAAGCUGUUGGCUGCUCCGAGCCAUUCUGCAGUUUCUUGCUUCCCUGGAGAACCUGUUUGAAGACUCUUCUCCAAAUUUUAUCAAAUUAUUUUAUGGUUCCCAAGCAGUUGGGCUAAAUCAAAGCUCCUUAUUUCCAGCCGUGCAUGUCAGCAAAUUGUGUGUGUGCUGUAGGAGCAGAGAGAAAGGCCCUUGGCUGUACAGCCAGGAGAGCUCUGGGUCCUGUCUGCAGUCCCGUGGCAGGUCUGUGGCAGAAGAGCGUGUCUGAGCUGGUGCUUGGCUCUGGCCCAGACCUGCCCUCCAGGGAGGAGCAAAGCGGAGAGAAGAUGCAGAAUGGCUCCAGCUGCUGAAAGCCCAAGCAUGGGGAGGACGCGGUGUGGGACGAGCAGCAGACAGGGCCGUGCCUAGAAAGCAGUGCUGAUGCUGCAGAGCCUUGCGAGCUCUGAUGGGGCAAACUUGUGUUGAGUGCACAGCACCGGAGUGCUCUGGAGUAUUGGGAAGCAGCGUGCGCCUGCCCUGGGGAAGGAGUGUCCAUAACCCCCCCAGCUUGCCCGCAGCCCCUGGCAGAGGAUAGCCUAGCAGUUUACAAAGUAAUCCCACCUCACUACCUUCCUGUAACUCCCAGAGCUCCUCCCGCACUGCCUGGCAGAGCCUGUGUGCCCUCAGCCUGGGCACGGGGCCGUGAGCGUCUGUCUGUCCUUGUCCAGCAGCAUCGUGCCCUUCGUCCUUCCCUUUCCGAGGAGCCUGAGCCCUGCCGGGGGGUUGUUGCCCGUGCUAGCUGCAGGCUGGAGCACAGCCCGAAGUAGCCCAGCAGGGCCCUGUCUUGGGUCAAAUAGCACGUCGUCCCAGGCCAUUUCAGUCACUAGAAGUCACCCAAGUCCCUGGCCCAGGUUGCCAGAUACUUCUUUGGGACACUGAAAAACAUUUGGCUUCUCCUAGCCCACUCCAGCUGGCUACAGAGCUGGGCAGGCAGUGUGGAAAGGCCAAGUGGCUCAUAUCAUCUUGUAAAGGACAAUUUCAGUCCUUGCCUCGCCCACAAACCUCACCAGACCCCACCACCCACCAUUCCUGCUCCCAAGGACAUGUCUGCAUGCCCCUCUGCGGGCAGAAGGGACGGGGUGCUGCCAAGCCUGCCCUGUGUUGGGGGGAGCAGGCUUGGCUGGCAGCGUGUCCUGGUGACAAGGAUCUGCUUGGGAGGGGAAAGCCCUGUAUAUAAUUUGUUCCCUUGAGAAGGGAGGAGGAAGAAGAUUAGGUUUCUUUACCCAGUUAUUCCUCGGGAGAAAUACCCUGUAGGAAGGCUCUUCCAUGCAGACCAGAAAUGCUGCUUCCUUCCAAUACUCUGCUGCUGUCUGGGUGCUUCAGCUGGGGAGAGCGGCAAAGGGGCAAAUCCCCUGGCAGGGAGGUGCUUUGCUCUGCCCUUGUCCUCAUGCUGGCCCAGUACAACUGUGGUUUUUCCCUGAGAAGCCUGCAGACGGGCGGAGGGAGUUGGGGAAGGCGGUUCUCUUGCAGAGUUUAGGCGGUUUUGGAGGUCUGGAGGCUCCGACGUGGGCAGCAGAAAGGCUGGAGGGACGUGUCACAUGCAGCUUUGCGGGGGUCCUGGGGCCUCCUUGCUGGGGCAGUGGAGCCACCAAGUCCCUGGCAUCAGAGGGCUCUGCCUGGGGACUCUUGUCCCUUCUCCAUGCUGGUGGAUCAUGGGUGGGUGGUGGCUCGCUCCUGGUCCCUUUGGCCACCCCACGAGAGCUUCUUGUGACCUGCUGAGCACCACGGGGAGCAGCACCUCCAGGAUGCUCAGCAGCUGACAAGCCUCACUGAUAGAGGGGUUUUAAGAGAAACCUGUUGUUCUAAGGGCAUUUUUGUACAAAGCAAUGGUUCUUUUGGUCUCUUGCAAAGCCCUCUCGGAGGACGCUUUAUUGUUUACAUUGACUCCUGUACGAUAUCUCAGCCAUCGCCUCCCCCCUUGCCCGCCCCGACUCGGCUGUACUGUAACGGAGCCUUGCACAAAUGGAUAGCGUGUGCGUGAAACUGGUUUUUACACUGCGUUCUGUUGCACUCGGUGUGCGUGCGUGUGUGCGUGUGUCCGGUCUGCUUGAGAAGUUGUGACAUGUACAAAUCUCUCCCUUUUCAACCCCUUCCUGGGGGCACGGUCCCAGCGGGUGGCAGGAGGGUCAGGAGGUAACGCUGCUUCUGGCUCCCUCGGCUGUUCCGUGGGGCAGGGAUCGGCUCCGUGUCCCUCUGCCAGCAGACGCCUGGUGGAGGGGAUCCCACCCCAGCUCCGGCUACUCCAGGGACCUUCUGGGAGGAAUGAGACGCUGGGAAUUGGCACAGGCACCGGGGCCCAGCGGCUCCCAGAGCUCCCCAGCUCUCGCAGCCCAGCAGCAGGAGGAAGCCAUACCCGCCGCAGGUCCCCUGCACCCAUCGUGGUGCGUCCUGCCUUAAUCUGGUCCGAGCUCCACACCAGCGCCAACACUUCUCCCUAAGGGAGGGACCCCCCGAGCCCUUGCUGGCGUGGGGCAGAGGCAGGCGCUGGCCUUGGCGCAGGAGGGGUCUGGGUCACCCUCCAGCAGUGCUGCCAGAGGUGCGAACAGCCCACCCGUACUGCAGACAUCUCUGUUGGCACAAAAGGAGGUGCCGGUGCCUUGUAUUUUCCUGUGUGGACAUGUGACGUCUGCGCGCUGGCUCGUCGGGAGCGCUGCAGGACCGGGCAGUUUGGCCGCACCGUGUCCUGAAGCAGAAGCCCUCGGGGACGGCUGGCGGUGGAGUUGCAAACCGGGGAGGGGAGCGCUUCUGUCUGCCCCUCCUGGAUCUUCCUUGGUGGCUGGGAUUGUCCCCUUUCCCCCUAAAGACUUUAUGACCGAUGUGUUCCGCUGUUUUUAAAUGUGAACUUGUGCACUGAUGUGCAGAUUCAAUGUUCUUGUUACCGAAUGAAUAAAGUUUUAUUUUGAAGAUGA
Molecule: messenger RNA, 8462 nt
Organism: Athene cunicularia (burrowing owl)
Lineage: Eukaryota; Metazoa; Chordata; Aves; Strigiformes; Strigidae
Gene: SSH2
Product: slingshot protein phosphatase 2
Exons: 14
Coding region: 1-4074 (1357 amino acids)
Biological process (GO): actin cytoskeleton organization; negative regulation of actin filament polymerization; protein dephosphorylation
Cellular component (GO): cytoplasm
Molecular function (GO): actin binding; protein tyrosine/serine/threonine phosphatase activity
Source: RefSeq, a predicted model, not a curated record